AUGACACAAGCUAUUUCAUUCGGAGUACUCGGCCUCAAGUUCUGGCGAUUCGAAGAUAUCCACACCGAGGCCUGCGUUCUGGUGGAAACUUUGUUGAUUUCCUGCCCGACCACCAGUGACAGAGGUUUUAACAAGCGAAAGUUCACAUCCACCUGUUUCGAUGCGACCACUUCACGCUGGCUCAGCCCUCCAACCCGAAGAAGCCAGUCACCGAGCCAAACGAUGGAACAACCGUUUCCGAUUCCUGCCGUGGUGGAGAGGCCACGCUCGUCAUUGCCGAAAGAGAAAGAGACCGACGAGCCGCGCCGCAGCGAAGACUCCACCGACAAGAAGAUUCCUUUGCAUGGGUCAGCCGAUGUUCAACCUGAGAGUGAUUUCGCCGAGGUCACUAUUCCCGAGUCGGUAACCACGCCGGCCGAUGAAGCAGCCAAGUGUGAAGAAGAGGUGACAGCCGUUGCCUUCGAGCGUCCAGCGUGUGAAAGUAAGCAUCCUUCGACGAGCCAGGAAGAUGUCCUUGUCGGCAACGAGCCAGCCAAGUUUGCCGGCAUUCCAUCCGAAGAUCCAGAGACACCGACGUCAAGCAAAGCGCUCUCUGGAACCGAUCCGGUGGCGAACCCGUCCCGAUCUCCAUUAACGAUUCCUACAGGAUUCCAUCCGGUGCUGAAGCCGUUCCGACCGCCACCAGGAUUCCAUCCCAAGCUAAUGCAGAUCCCGAAGCCAACCGGAUUGCCUCCGGUGUCCCAGAGUCCGACCGGAUCCCUUCCGGUACCACAGCCGCCCCAGUGCAAGGCCGGUUCCCUUCCGGCAAACCAGCAGCAACGAACUCCGACCGGUCUCCUUCCGGUACCCCAACAGCUGCAGUCCGUGACCGAAUCCAGUUCGGUAUCCCCGUCGCUCCAAUGUAAGGCCGGCUCCCUUCCGGCAUUCCAACCACAACAGAAUCCGACCGGUGUCCUUCCGGUAUCCCAGCCGUUCCAGUCUACGACCGGUUCCUAUCCGGUAUCCCAGAAGCUGCAGUUCGUGACCGAAUCCCGUUCGGUAACCCCGCAGUUCGAGUCUACAACCGGUUCCCAUCCGGUACUCCAACAGUUCCAGCGCGCGACCGGAUCCUAUUCGGCAGCCAAUCCGAUCCUAAGGUCUACCGGAGCCUGCCUGGUGGUCGAUUCCGCCCUGAUGCCCGUCGAUACCCGUUCGGCGGCCAAGACAACCAAGAGUUCUACCGGUGCCCGUUCGGUGGAUAACUCCGCCAUGAUGUUCGUCGGUUCCAGUCCGACGGUCAAACCGACCAAGAUGCCCAUCGGUGCCCGUCCGAUGGUCAAGUCCUUUCAGAUGUCUGCCGGUUCCCGUCCGGUGGAUAAACCACUCCUGAUGUCCGCUGGUGCCAGUCCAGUGGCCAAGCCGAUCCUGCGCCCAACGUCUAUCGGUACCAGCCCGGUAGUCAAGCCAACCGUCGAUACCCGUUCGGCGGCCAAGACGCCCAAGAUGUUUGCCGGUCCUCCUCCGGUAGCCACGCCUAUCCCGAUGUCCACUGGAACCAGUCCGGUGGGCAAUUGCGCUUCGAUGUCCGUCGGUUCCCGUCUGACGCUCAAACCGAAUCCGAUGUCCGCUGGAAGCAGUCCAGUAGACAGUUCCGCCCUCAAGCCUGCCGAUUCGUAUCCGGCAACCGAACCGAAGUUGAUGCCCAUCGGUGUCCGUCCGAUGGUCAAGUCCGUCCAGAUGUCCACCGGUUCCUGUCCGGUGUUCAAGCCACUUCCGAAACACACUGGUACCAGUCCAGUGCGAAAGCGAGUUCUGACGUCCGCCGGUGCCCGUCCGGUGACGAAGUGCAUCAUGAUAGCCAUCGGUAUCCGUCCGGUGGUCAAGCUGUCCUCGAAGUCCGUCGGUACCUGCCCGAUGGCCAAGAUGUUCCUAAAGCUCGUCGGCACCAGUCCGAUGAUCAAGCCGUUUCCGAAGUCCACUGGAACCGGUCUAGUGGUGAAGCCGACUGUGUUGUUCGCCGGAACUAGUCCGGUAGCCAAGCCCUUCGUAAUGCCAGCUGGUCUUCGUCCGGUGGCCAAGCCGUCUUCGAUGUUUGCUGGAAACCGUCCAGUGAAUAUGCCCUUCCCGAUGCCCGCCGGUACCCGUCCGGUGACCAACUCAAGCCUGACGUCAACCAGCACUCCUACAAAGAACCCACCGGUGCUCUUUCAUGUGAUACCAGCCGGCAUCCCGCGAAUUGCGAAGCCUAUUCCGAAGAUCGCGACGUGUCCAACCAAGAAGUUACCUCCAACGACAGCCGGAAUCCGUUCGACACUCAAGCGAAUCCAGAGCCUAGAAGAACGAGUCCCAAGCCCGAAGAUAGCCAGAACCCGUCCGGUAGUUAGAGAACCUCCCGAGAAGAAGAAUUGGAUCGUGGUGUUGUCGAUGAUGAACCAACCACCACUGGAUCCGCCGCCGGUGAGCCCGACUGGUGAAUGCAAGCAGCUCCGUUCCGACCCGUGA
Aedes albopictus (Asian tiger mosquito) is the source of this 2481-nucleotide messenger RNA. RefSeq lists its product as uncharacterized. The transcript has 2 exons. Lineage: Eukaryota; Metazoa; Arthropoda; Insecta; Diptera; Culicidae. Bases 1 to 2481 code for a protein of 826 amino acids. The record is from RefSeq and is a predicted model, not a curated record.